Messenger RNA from Puccinia triticina, 963 nucleotides. RefSeq lists its product as uncharacterized. The transcript has 5 exons. Gene Ontology annotation, biological process: protein deubiquitination. Gene Ontology annotation, molecular function: cysteine-type deubiquitinase activity. Lineage: Eukaryota; Fungi; Basidiomycota; Pucciniomycetes; Pucciniales; Pucciniaceae. The coding region runs from base 1 to 963 and encodes 320 amino acids. The record is from RefSeq and is a predicted model, not a curated record.
AUGGAUUCCCAUCCGGUCUCGGCCAAGGAUAUUUUUCUGAUAUAUUCGAAGGUUUUCACGAGCCAGUCGGUACUUAUGAGCUCGACGGGCACCAGUGGCCAGACCGGGCUCAGCGACGGGACCGAGGCGCGUGAUUGGGGCUAUUCCGGCAUAAACCAUGAUUACAUUCAGAGGACGUAUGGUCCCUGGCACCAUCAUCAACCCGAAUACGAGACAUCAAGUUCGCAUGUGCCACCCGUCUCUUAUGGAUCAAGUCCCCCACGUGUCCAAUAUUGGCAAUCCUCGCCACCAAGAUUCCAACAAGCUGAACCAACAAAUUCUUGGGCAGAAAUCCAACCCACCCCACAGGACUACUACAAUUGGGCAGAUAGUCGAUCGGAUCAAGCAAGUCCGACCACUGCUGAAACGAUCCCCGUAGUGCGAGAACACAACCAGUCUUUACUUAGGAGUUCAGAAACGUUGCAACAAUGUCAAAGGUACUCAGCUAAAAUUUCAGACCGUCCUCCCCAACAAGCAAAACUUCUCAACCUUUUUUCGUACGGGGUGCAACAAUUUACUGCUACUGACCGCUACAUAAUAGGCGAUGGAAACUGUCAAUCCCGGGCCUUGUCGUAUUGGCGUUUUGGAACACAAGAUAGGCAUGCUGAUGUUAGAAAGGCUAUUUAUAAUCUGGUGAAAACUGGGAGAUACAAAGACUCAUUGGAGAAGGGCACGUUGAGGAAGUUUAAUGAAGCGCAGGCGAAAGAUGGGGUAUGGGGUGACGAACAAACACUUGCAGCCGCAGCGGAAGUAUACAAGAAAAGGAUAAUCUUACUUUCUUUAGCCUCCCCAAAUAAACCAUACUUUGUAGAAUAUGGAAAGGCUUAUAGCGUUGAUCCUAAAAGGCCGGGGUUGAUCUUCUGGAAUAAUCACUAUGAGUUGCUUUUUUUUCAAGGGAAUAGAAGAAAAUUUGACAGGAUUUGA